AUGGUUGAUCGGUUCCAGGGAACAUGGAAAUCCAUUCCUUGUGAAAAUUUUGAAGAAUAUAUGAAAGAACUGGAAUGUAAGGGAAGAAAUAAAGAUCUGGAAGAAUCCUUUAAACUGGGAGAAGAGUUUGAGGAAACCACACCAGGUGGCCAUAAAACUAAGAGUACGGUAACCUUAGAUGAUGACUCUUUGAUUCAGGUUCAGGACUGGGUUGGGAAAGAGACCACCAUCAGGAGGGAGCUAGUAGAUGAGAAAAUAGUGGGGGAAAGUGCUGUGAACAAUGUUGUCUGCACUUGA
Messenger RNA from Balaenoptera musculus (blue whale), 297 nucleotides. RefSeq names its product fatty acid-binding protein 12-like. The record is from RefSeq and is a predicted model, not a curated record. The coding region runs from base 1 to 297 and encodes 98 amino acids. The transcript is spliced from 4 exons. Gene Ontology annotation, biological process: fatty acid transport. Gene Ontology annotation, cellular component: nucleus; cytosol. Gene Ontology annotation, molecular function: fatty acid binding. Lineage: Eukaryota; Metazoa; Chordata; Mammalia; Artiodactyla; Balaenopteridae.